This is a messenger RNA of Drosophila sechellia, 617 nucleotides long. RefSeq lists its product as uncharacterized. Lineage: Eukaryota; Metazoa; Arthropoda; Insecta; Diptera; Drosophilidae. The transcript has 3 exons. The record is from RefSeq and is a predicted model, not a curated record. The coding region runs from base 49 to 486 and encodes 145 amino acids.
UUGGGCCUUUGUUUACAAGUUUACAAAAUCCUUUAGCAAGGACGCACAAUGGACCUAAUCAAGGAGAUCAACGACAAAUACAUGGCGCUCGAGGCGGAGAUCGACCAGAAACUGGAGAAAGUGCAAGCCGAGGAACUAAAGCUGGAACGGCAGAACGAGCAGCUGGCCGAGACUUCAAUCUGUGCACCUGCUCCCAAGGUUCUGUCCUACGAAGACGCUCUCCUGCGGAACACCAACACCCUGAAGGCUCUGGAAAUAGCCAAGGCCCGUUUGAGAUCGCGUUCCACGUACUCCCCCGUGGAGAAACUCCUCCAACAAGCCCUGCAGAACUACCGACGGGAGCUGGAGAGUCUGCAGGACGCAGAGGAUAGGCGCAAGGAUCAGGAGAACCCAGAAAACCAGGAGGAGGGGGAGGAGGAGGAAAACCUCUAUGAUCUGGUCAUGCAGAAUGUGAUGGAGGCCAAGCGGCAACAGACCGAUCUAUAAGACAUGUAUUUCCCUGGAACUCGAGCAAUUCGUGAGGCCACAUAUGAUCCAGUUGUAUAUAUUGUUCACCAGUGAGACACUGCCAAGCUGAAUAAACAAGCCGCAAGUGUACACAUUUGCUGGAAAUUGAA